UUUCCGGCGGAAAGGCGCAGCAGUUGAGGACUCCUCUCCGCAUAGUAACGCCACUUAGCUCCGCUUCUGUCCGGCAACUCCGCAGCAAGCGGACCAGGAGGGAGACCGCAGUCACACACAAACACAGGAGCGAACAUCUAAACGGGAACUUAACGGUUGCCUGCAGCCCCGCGGGUGGAUGUGCGCGCAGAGAUGCAAGCGUCACUGGUAAUGCUCGUCUGCGUCCUGGCUGCUGCAGUUGGCCAGGAGCCUGACCACAGCCACGGCUGUGCCCAUGGCAGCUGUUACCCGGCAACAGGGGACUUGCUGGUUGGACGAGAGAAGAACCUGAAGGCCUCGUCCACAUGUGGGAUGAGGAGGAAAGAGCCCUACUGCAUUGUCAGCCAUCUGCAGGAUGAGAAGAAAUGUUUCGACUGUGACUCCAGGCGGCCAUAUGACCCCGUCUACAACACCAUCAAUCACCGGAUAGAGAAUGUAAUCACCACCUUCAAACCUCACCGCAAGAAGUCCUGGUGGCAGUCCGAGAAUGGAAAGUCGAAUGUCUUUAUCCAGCUGGAUCUGGAAGCAGAGUUUCAUUUCACUCACCUGAUUAUGACCUUCAAGACAUUCCGUCCGGCAGCCAUGUUGAUUGAACGGUCAGCAGAUUUUGGUCGUACCUGGCAGAUAUACCGCUACUUUUCCCAUGACUGUGCUGCUGCCUUUCCCGGAGUAUCUCAGGGUCCUUUGCGUAACAUUAAUGAUGUCAUCUGUGAGUCACGCUAUUCUGACAUUGAGCCAUCCACAGAAGGAGAGGUCAUCUAUCGAGUGUUGGAUCCAGCCAUCUGGAUUGAGGAUCCAUACAGCCCAAACAUCCAGAACCAGCUAAAGAUUACCAACUUGAGGGUGAACUUCACCAAACUUCACACACUGGGAGACAACCUGCUAGACCCCAGACCUGAAAUCAAAGAAAAGUAUUACUAUGCCAUAUAUGAGCUUGUUGUACGCGGAAACUGCUUUUGCUAUGGCCAUGCCUCGGAAUGUGCCCCUAUCGAUGGCAUCAGGGAUGAUAUAGAAGGAAUGGUUCACGGCAGGUGUGUGUGUAACCACAACACCAGGGGUUUGAACUGUGAGCUAUGUGAAGACUUCCACAACGACUUGCCCUGGAGACCUGCUGAGGGACGCAACACCAACGCCUGCAAGAAGUGUAACUGUAAUGGCCACUCAAACCAGUGCCACUUUGACAUGGCGGUGUAUUUGGCCACGGGCAACAUCAGUGGAGGAGUGUGUGAUGAGUGUCAGCACAACACAAUGGGACGCAACUGUGAAAUGUGCAAACCUUUCUACUACAAAGACCCCAUCAAGGAUAUCAGGGACCCACGAGUCUGCAUAGCUUGUGACUGCGACCCAGAUGGUUCUCAGAAUGGAGGGAUGUGUGACAGUCACACUGACCCCUCCCUCAGCAUGGUGGGAGGUCAGUGUCGUUGCAAGGCCAAUGUCGAGGGGCCACGCUGUGACAAGUGUAAGACCGGCUUCUUCGGCCUGAGUGCUGACAACCCUCAGGGCUGCCAACCUUGCCGGUGUGACCAUCGGGGAACAGUGUCAGGUAGCUCCCAGUGUGACCCCGUCAGUGGAGACUGCUUCUGCAAGCGUCUUGUCACUGGACGCAGCUGUGACCAGUGUCUGACAGAACACUGGGCCCUGAGCCAUGACUUGAAUGGCUGCAGAGGCUGCGAGUGUGAUAUUGGAGGAGCCCUGGAUAACCACUGCUCCAUGGAGAGUGGUCAGUGUCGCUGCCGCAGUCACAUGACAGGACGCCAGUGUAUGCAGGUGGAGUCUGGAUAUUUCUUCAUGGCUAUGGAUCACUUCCUUUAUGAGGCUGAGUUUGCCAAAAUGGGACAGGGUUCUGUGUUGGAGACGAGGGAGCACCAGCCAGGUCGCCCUGCCACAUGGACCGACAUUGGGUUCGCCAGGGCACCUGAGGGUGGCACCCUAGAGUUCCUCAUCAGCAACAUUCCCUACUCCAUGGAAUAUGACCUGCUUAUCCGCUACGAGUCACAGAUGCCCCGGGACUGGGAGGAGGUGCGAAUAACAGUGAUUCGUCCUGGGCCGAUUCCUACCAGCAGCCCCUGUGGAAACACUAUCCCAGAUGAUGACAAACUCACUGUCUCCCUGCCGGCUGGAGCCAGGUUUGUGGUCCCUCCUCAGCCUGUGUGUCUGGAAAGAGGUGUGACUUACACCCUCCGCUUUGAGUUCAGACGCUAUCAGGAUGCCAACAGUAUCCUGAAUGGAGCAGCCAACGCUGUCCUUCUUGUGGACUCUAUCGCAUUGAUGCCACGCUACUCCUCUAUGGAGAUGUUUAACGCAGGGGAUCCAGCCUCCAACAACAGGAAGCAGACCUAUGAGCGGUAUCGCUGCCAUGAGGGGGCAAAGAGUGUGACCCGCCCACUGAUGAGUGACACCUGUGCUAAGCUAAUCACCAGCGUGUCGGCCAUCAUCAAUGACGGGGCCUUACUUUGUAAUUGCGACCCUCAGGGGUCCAUCAGCUCUAUGUGUGAUGUCCGCGGGGGCCAGUGUCGCUGCAGGCCCAAUGUGAUCGGUCGACGUUGUGACCAGUGUGCUCCAGGAACUUAUGGCUUUGGACCGUCAGGCUGCAUAGCCUGCGGUUGCAGCCUGGAAGGUUCUGUGACUCGGCUUUGUGAUAAGUUCACCGGUCAUUGUCAGUGCCGCCCAGGAGCAUUUGGUCAGCACUGUGACAGAUGCCAGGCAGGUCACUGGGGCUUCCCCAGCUGCCGACCCUGCCAGUGUAACGGACAUGCUGACGAGUGUGACCAGAGGACCGGAGCUUGCACCAACUGCAGGGACAACACUGGAGGAGACAAGUGUGACAGGUGUGCCAAUGGUUACUAUGGUAACCCAGUUUUGGGUACAGCGUCCGGUGGUCAGUGUCGUCCAUGCCCCUGUCCAGACGGGCCCAACAGUGGACGCCACUUUGCAGCGUCUUGUUACCAAGACAACCGUAACAGACAAAUUAUCUGCAACUGUAACCAGGGUUACACAGGUGCCCGAUGUGAGAAAUGUGCCCCGGGUUACUAUGGCAACCCCUCUCAGCCAGGAGGGCGCUGCCAGCCGUGCCAGUGCAACAACAACAUAGACAUGUCAGACAUGGAUGCUUGUGACAGACAGAACGGAGAGUGCAGGAAAUGCCUCUACAACACUGAAGGCCCCAACUGUGGCAUCUGCAAGAGUGGCUAUUUCGGGGAUGCAUCCCGACGCAACUGCAGGAAAUGUGUAUGUAACUUCCUGGGCACUGAACGCAGCCAGUGUAUGGACCGUGAGGAAUGUGUGUGCCAGCGUGCCACAGGCCAGUGCCAGUGUCUACCAAACGUCAUAGGUCUGACAUGUGACCAUUGCACUCCCAACCACUGGAACCUGGCCAGUGGGAAGGGUUGUGAACCCUGCGCCUGUGACCCCAACAACUCUGUCACCUCCUCAUGUAAUGAGUUUACAGGUCAGUGUCAGUGUCGCGACGGCUUCGGAGGGAAGACCUGCACAGACUGUCAGGAGAAUUACUGGGGAAACCCCAGGACACAGUGCAGAGCUUGUGACUGUGACUGGCGUGGCAUUGAGACCUCUCAGUGCAACUUGGUGACUGGCCACUGUGUUUGCCAGCAGGGGGUGUCAGGUGUCCGCUGUGACCAGUGUGCCAGAGGCUUCUCUGGCCAGUUCCCCAACUGCCAGCCCUGUCACCAGUGCUUUGGGGACUGGGAUCGCAUAGUGCAGGACCUUGCAGUGCGCACCAAGGCUCUGGCAGAGCGUGCCCAUGAGAUUCAGACCACUGGGCUUACUGGGGCCUAUGAGAAGGCCUUCAGGGACCUGGAGAAGAAACUGGCACAAGCUCAGGAUAUCGUCAAGGCACGCAAUGCCACUUCUGCAGCUGUCUCUACACUGAUGGAGCUUAUUGAAGAUCUUAGAGCGCAGAUCGGUGAGACCACUGACACCCUGAACCGCCUUGAAGGAGACCUAACCAUCGUCCAGGACAGCAACUCUGAGGCAAGCAAGGAGCUCAGUGCUCUGGAGAGAGAGGCUAAAGAACUGAACCUCACUUCAGAGCAGCUACAUCGGCAGCUGGAUAUCCUAAAAAACUCCAACUUCCUAGGUGCGUACGACAGCAUCUGUAGCUCCUACAAUAAGUCUUCCGAUGCGGAGCGGCGAGCCAACGAAUCAACAACCACCAGACCCAGCACAGUCAGCCAAUCUGCAGACACCCGCCGCCGUACCGAGCGCCUCAUCACUGCCAAGAAAGAUGACUUCAACCGAAAAAAUGCUGCUAACAAGCGUGCGUUGGGAGAUCUGAACACCAGAGCACAGGGCCUGGACAUGAAGAAGAUCAACGAGAAGAUUUGUGGCGCUCCAGGUGAUGCUCCAUGUGGGGAGAGUCCGUGUGGAGGUGCAGGUUGCCGUGAUGAUGAGGGGAACCAUCACUGUGGAGGCUUGAACUGUAACGGUGCUGUGGCAGUUGCUGACAAUGCCCUGGAGAGAGCCAAACACGCAGAGAAGGAGCUGAGCAAAGCUAUGGGAGAGGUGGAGGGACUCUUUACUAAGGUGGCAGAGGCUAAGACCAAGGCAGAGGAGGCCAAGGAUAAAGCCCAAGCAGCUCUGGACAAAGCCACAGCCACCAAGAACCAAGUGGAGCGCUCAAACAAUGACCUGAGAGACCUCAUCAAACAGAUCAGAGACUUCCUCACUCAGGAGGGUGCAGACCCCGACAGUAUUGAGGCAGUGGCGAACCGUGUGUUGGAGCUCUCCAUCCCUGCUUCACCCCUCCAGAUCAGACAUCUUGCUGACGAAAUCAAGGAACGGGUUCGCAGCCUUUCAAAUGUGGAUGCCAUUCUGGCAAAGACACAGGAUGAUGUCCGCAAGGCAGAACAGCUGCUGCUGGAUGCCAAGAGGGCAAGGCAUCGUGCUGAGGGGGUGAAGACCACAGCAGAGACAGUGAAACAGGCCUUGGUUGAUGCUAAGACAGCUCAGACAUCAGCAGAGAAGGCCAUAGCAAAGGCCAGAGCUGACAUAAGGGAGACUGAGGACCGACUGGCACAGAUUGAGUCAGAGACAUCAAACAGUGAGAAGGACCUGAAUGAUGCCAUGGACCGUCUGGGCACACUGGGAAGAGAGAUCAGUGCCCUGAAGACCAAGCGUGCCAACAACAGCAUGGCAGCAGCCCGAGCCGAAGAGACAGCCACCAUGGCACGAGACAAGGCAAACGAGGCCAAGCAGAUUCUAGACGGCCAACUGACUGAUAAAUACCAUGAGGUGCAACAGCGGGUUGACACCAAGGCCAAGGCUGUACAGGACGCCAAGAAGAGGGCUGAGAGCCUCAGAGAUGAAGCAAAGGAACUGCUAAGAGAUGCCCAGAACAAGCUGCAGAAACUAGCAGAGCUGGAGAAAAACUAUGAGGAGAACCAGAAGAGGUUGGAGGGGAAAGCUCGUCAGCUGGACGGCUUGGAGGACAAGAUGAAAGCCAUUCUCAAUGACAUCAACAAACAAAUCCAGAUCUACAACACAUGUCAGUAACUCACUACACCAUGUCAUAUUGAAACAGGUCCAUCAUUGUUGUUCUGCUGUUUCUUCCACAUACAGUAACCUGACAAUAGACUAAUUAAAGAAGAGGAUUGGAGUGGUUAUUUCAAAUUAUUUUGCAUAUUUUGUAGGAUGUGCACACCUUCUUUCAUGUAUGUAUUUAAGAUGGUUGAGAUAUAAAAACAUAAUCCAGGACUGAACAUGUAAAGGUUGUCUGAUAUCACAUAUUUUAUGUUAAAUUGUGCACAUUGUAUUUGUUUUAAAAUUUAUAAACGAAUCUGGAAAUAUAUCUUUCUAAAUUUGUGUCUUGAAUAUAAAGAAAUUAAUGAAAAUUAUAUUUUAGAACAGACAAUAAUACACAGAUGUGGGUGGAAAUAAUGCGGUGCCAACUAUUGAUAGUUUAACAAUUUAUUGUUUACUUUAUAUAGAGGGACUCUGUUGCAUAAUCAGCAGGUCAAUACUAUUUUCCUUGCAUUUUUCUAUUAACUUUCUGUUACUACUGGAAGCAUAUGCUGAGCUGUGCUCAUCACAAGGACCCCAUUUAAACUGCAGUGGACAGUGUCUUCUUGCAUCAGGAAACAAGGCAACAUUUGAAUGCAUGAGGACGUGAAAAGUUAAAAUGAUCAGGUCUAGUCUCUGUAUUGUUUCAAGGCUUUUCAGUAAGAGUGAAGAGAUGAACAGGGUUAAGGUAUUCAUAUGGAUUUUAAAUUUAGGAUUUUCAGAAAACAAAUCCUACACAUUGUGGUGCUAGGAAUAAGAGGAUUUCUCUUCUCAGUUUUUAAUUUUUUUUUUUAUUAUGUCUGCCUUUACAUUAUAACAGAGAAAUAAAUUAUAUUUUCAUGUGAAAAUAAAAUGAGUUAUUUGUCUCUGCGAAGCCAGUAAAUACAAACCUGCCUACAAAGCACCUCUGCCUGGAUUAGGAGGGUGGCUAUACAUCAUUAAUACACAGGAAUAAUGUAUAGAGCGGUGUAAGCUAGCAGUAUAUGCUAUGCUAUGCUGUCAGAUGGAUUGGUAUGGAACUGAUGAAAACAAAGACCAUGGUCUAACAUGUUCUAAAGUGGUCUGUAAAGGGGAUAAACCUGUUUGAUUUAAAAAAUAGGCUUAUUCGCUUAUCUCGCUAAGAUUUAGAUGAGAAGAUUGAUAUCACUAUCCAAUUUGUCCAUUCAAUAUGAAGCUGGAGCUAGGAGAAAGUUAGCUUA
This is a messenger RNA of Thunnus maccoyii (southern bluefin tuna), 6755 nucleotides long. It is a transcript of the gene lamb2, whose product is annotated as laminin, beta 2 (laminin S). The transcript is spliced from 35 exons. Gene Ontology annotation, cellular component: laminin trimer. Gene Ontology annotation, molecular function: extracellular matrix structural constituent; integrin binding. The record is from RefSeq and is a predicted model, not a curated record. Lineage: Eukaryota; Metazoa; Chordata; Actinopteri; Scombriformes; Scombridae. Gene Ontology annotation, biological process: basement membrane assembly; cell migration; substrate adhesion-dependent cell spreading. Bases 193 to 5550 code for a protein of 1785 amino acids.